AUGCCAGACAGUCUCCAGCGCUCGACAAGGCCCGACCCCGACAGGCACCGACUCUCGACAAGGCCCGACCCCGACAGGCUCCAGCGCUCGACAAGGCCUGACCCCGACAGGCUCCAGCGCUCGACAAGGCCUGACCCCGACAGGCACCGACACUCGACAGGGCCCGACCCCGAGAGGCUCCAGCGCUCGACAAGGCCUGACCCCGACAGGCACCGACUCUCGACAAGGCCCGACCCCGACAGGCUCCAGCGCUCGACAGGGCCCGACCCCGACAGGCACCGACACUCGACAGGGCCCGACCCCGACAGGCUCCAGCGCUCGACAAGGCCCGACCCCGACAGGCACCAACACUCGACAAGGCCUGACCCCGACAGGCUCCAGCGCUCGACAAGGCCCGACCCCGACAGGCACCGACUCUCGACAAGGCCCGACCCCGACAGGCACCGACUCUCGACAAGGCCUGACCCCGACAGGCACCGACUCUCGACAGGGCCCGACCCCGACAGGCACCGACUCUCGACAAGGCCCGACCCCGACAGGCUCCAGCGCUCGACAAGGCCUGACCCCGACAGGCUCCAGCGCUCGACAAGGCCUGACCCCGACAGGGCUCGACCCCGACAGGCACCGACCCCAACAGGCACCGACUCUCGACAAGGCCCGACCCCGACAGGCACCGACCCCAACAGGCACCGACUCUCGACAAGGCCCGACCCCGACAGGCACCGACACUCGACAGGGCCCGACCCCGAGAGGCUCCAGCGCUCGACAAGGCCUGACCCCGACAGGCACCGACUCUCGACAAGGCCCGACCCCGACAGGCUCCAGCGCUCGACAGGGCCCGACGCCAGACAGGCUCCAGCGCUCGACAGGGCCCGACGCCAGACAGGCUCCAGCGCUCGACAGGGCCUGACCCCGACAGGCACCGACUCUCGACAAGGCCCGACCCCGACAGGCUCCAGCGCUCGACAGGGCCCGACCCUGACAGGCACCGACACUCGACAAGGCCCGACCCCGACAGGCACCGACUCUCGACAAGGCCCGACCCCGACAGGCACCGACUCUCGACAAGGCCUGACCCCGAGAGGCUCCAGCGCUGGACAGGGCCCGACCCCGACAGGCUCCAGCGCUCGACAGGGCCCGACGCCAGACAGGCUCCAGCGCUCGACAGGGCCUGACCCCGACAGGCACCGACUCUCGACAAGGCCCGACCCCGACAGGCUCCGACACUCGACAAGGCCCGACCCCGACAGGCCCCAACCCUUGACAAGGCCCGACCCUCGACAAGGCCCGACCCCGACAGGCUCCAGCGCUCGACAAGGCCCGACCCCGACAGGCACCGACCCUCGACAGGGCCCGACCCCGACAGGUACCGACCCUCGACAGGGCCCGACAAACAGUAUUUUAUAA
This is a messenger RNA of Hemiscyllium ocellatum (epaulette shark), 1407 nucleotides long. Its product is annotated as basic salivary proline-rich protein 2-like. NCBI's taxonomy places the organism in Eukaryota, Metazoa, Chordata, Chondrichthyes, Orectolobiformes, Hemiscylliidae. The record is from RefSeq and is a predicted model, not a curated record. The transcript is spliced from 2 exons. Bases 1 to 1407 code for a protein of 468 amino acids.